Messenger RNA from Thlaspi arvense, 771 nucleotides. NCBI's taxonomy places the organism in Eukaryota, Viridiplantae, Streptophyta, Magnoliopsida, Brassicales, Brassicaceae. The record is from the annotation of a GenBank genome assembly.
AUGUAUAGUUGGCGACUUAGGGUUUUUUCAUCUAGUGCCACCGCCGGUGUGGCCUCACGCCCACCGGUGAGAAAUUCUCCUUUUCCCCUCCUCUUACUUUCUUCCUUUCUCUUAUGGUUUGCGUUAGCCCAUGAUUUGGUUCCGCCGCUCCUCCUUUCUCCUCCGAAUCUAGAUCCAAAACCGUCGCCAGUCGCCCCUCCACCCUUAGAUCUGUUCUCGGUGGUUGCCAAAACUGACAUAUCUUCGCUGGAGUUAUCGAAGGGCUUUGUGGCGCUUUUGAGGACGAAACUCCCAAGCCUAUCCCUCACUCUGUCGCAGACGUCAGAUCCUCCGCCGAUAAUGCUGUCUCCAGCGCUCUUGGCCGUUGUGUGUGGUGGACCCCUUGUGUCGACUCCAGCAGAUCCUCCGGACCCACCAGAUCCACCUGAUUUGGGCUCUAUCGAGGUUGCUCCAAACCUUUUGUCGCCUUCUCCUGGACCUGCUUCUGUGCCCCUCAAGUUUUGUGAAGAAUUUGUGAUGUUUAAAAGUCUCGAAGAUGUGGAGGAACUCAUUGAUACCCUCCCGUGUUCUUUCGCUGACUGCUUUAGAGACCUCACCUUGCUUCGAUCCAAGCCCAAUGAAGACUCUCAAUCAUCCCGAAAGCUAAUUCUACAAGGUCUAACCACUUCUAACCGCAGCUGUGUUAUCCCACCCUUGGUUCCGGACUUUGAAGUCCUCAUGUUUACCCCUUGCUUGGGGUUGGAUAUGUAUGAGAUUGCAGACUCAGUUUAA